AUGACUGAAUUUACAGUCGCAGACGUCUCAGGCCAUAAGACCCGUGAGGACCUCUGGGUGAUCAUUCACGGCAAAGUUUACGAUCUCACCCAGUACAUUCGGGAUCAUCCAGGCGGCGCAGAUGUGCUGCUGGAUGUUGCUGGUACCGAUGCGACCGCCGCGUACGAGGACGUUGGACACUCGGAGGAUGCGGACGAAAUCAUGCAGACUUAUCUGGUGGGCACGUUAAAAGAUGCAACUCAGUUUGUUCGCAAGUCCGCUGUGCGUGUUAUUCAGCCGACCUCCGUGCCAGUAGCGAAAGGCAACAGCUCGUCUCGGGCUGGCAAAGUUGCUGCCGCCGGCUCAGUGGCUGGUUUGCUCAGCCUGUUAUACUACGUGUCUCCCCGUCAUGGAUCCUCGCAUCUCCCACACGCCCUUCACCAACUCGAGACAUAUCUCCCUAGUCUGCACCGCCUGUUGCCGUCAUCCAUGACCAGCAUGCGCCUGCCACACGGGGGCUUCGCCAAUGGAUUCGCAGCCGCAGCCCUACUCUCCGCAAUCAUCACCGGCGUCGUGGGGAUGCAAGUGUCGAAACUGACGCAGAUCGAUUCCGGCUUUACUCGAUACCCCCCCCGUAUCAAGAGCAAGCCGAGUCCCAAGGCAGAUCCUCACAGCAUUCCCGGCUUCCUCAAUCCCAAAGACUACAAGACGCUCCCUCUUGUGCAGAAAGACCUCCUAGCGCCCAACGUCUACCGAUUCGUCUUCCAACUGCCAUCAGCCACAGAUAUCGUCGGCCUCCCAGUCGGCCAGCACGUCGCCAUAAAAGCCACCGUCAACGGCCAGACUGUCUCACGAUCCUACACACCAACCUCCAACAACCUCGACCGCGGCUACCUCGAGCUCGUCAUCAAAUGCUACCCCGACGGUCUUCUGACGGGUCAGUACCUCGCCAACCUGCAAGUCGGCGAGAAAGUACACUUCCGCGGCCCCAAAGGCGCAAUGAAGUACAAGCGCAAUCUGUGCAAGAGAAUCGGCAUGAUCGCCGGCGGCACGGGCAUCACGCCCAUGUACCAGCUCAUCCGGGCAAUCUGCGAAGAUGACAAAGAUACCACCGAGAUCAGCUUGGUGUAUGCCAACCGCAGCGAGGGGGAUAUUCUGCUGCGCGAAGAGCUGGAGGCGUUUGCGCGCAGGUACCCGAAGCAGUUUAAGAUGUACUAUAUGCUCGAUGUUGCGCCGGAGAACUGGAAGUAUGGCAAGGGGUAUGUGACGCCUGAGGUGAUGGCUGCCAGGCUGCCUAAGCCAGCGGCUGAUACGAAGAUCUUCCUGUGUGGGCCGCCGGGGAUGAUCAAUGCUGCGAAGAAGGGGCUUGUCUCGCUGGGCUUCGAGGCGCCGGGCGCUGUGGGAAAGAUGACUGAUCAGAUAUUUUGUUUCUAG
Messenger RNA from Aspergillus fischeri NRRL 181, 1413 nucleotides. Its product is annotated as putative cytochrome b5 reductase. Gene Ontology annotation, molecular function: heme binding; oxidoreductase activity. Lineage: Eukaryota; Fungi; Ascomycota; Eurotiomycetes; Eurotiales; Aspergillaceae. Gene Ontology annotation, cellular component: endoplasmic reticulum. The record is from RefSeq and is a predicted model, not a curated record. The coding region runs from base 1 to 1413 and encodes 470 amino acids. The transcript has 2 exons.